Molecule: messenger RNA, 3209 nt
Organism: Moneuplotes crassus
Lineage: Eukaryota; Ciliophora; Spirotrichea; Euplotida; Euplotidae
Source: the annotation of a GenBank genome assembly
AUGAACCAAUUAGGGAUCAACUUCAUUCUUAUAUCAUCUGAUAGCAAUGUUAAUGCCACAAAUACAAAGCUCAAAGACUCUCAGUCCACCUUGUUUUUCAUCCUGUCUUCGAAUGCAACUCUGCAAAAUAUAAGCUUUGAGAAUGUAACAGCUCCAUCCUCUCUCAUAGAGGUGCAGGAUGGUGGUCAGUUUGUGAUAAAUAAUCUUUCAUUACUACAAUCCUUUGCAGAUCAACAAAUAUUGCUUCUUGAAAAUACAAACAUGAUAUCUCUGGUGUCAAUAGAAAUGUCUAAUUUAGAGAGCUCUCUCUUUAAAGCUUUGAAAUCCAACUUUGAAUUAAUUAAAAAUGUUGCAAUCAUAAAUAGCACAGGCAGCACAGAAAUUUUCGAUUCAAUUAUUUCUAAUAUGACAAACUGCACUUUUAGAAAUAAUGGCAGUCCAUUCACAAGUAUAGGUGGAGCAAUCCAGUUGGCCGAUACCAUUAUGGUAAUAAACAAUUCUACUUUUAUUGCAAACCAAGCUGGCAAAGGAGGUGCUAUUGGAUUUGAGUGUUCAUCCAGACAAAAAUGUAGACUUGAUAUUUCUGGUUCAAAUUUUUCUAAUAAUAUCGGACUUCAAGAAGGAGGGGCUAUUUAUUAUAACUAUCAACCUCCAACAAUGCAUCAGACUAUAUUUUCCAAUAACUCAGCUUCAUAUGGUCCAAAUUUGGCGAGUUAUCCUUAUAGAAUCGGCUUGAAGAACAGUACUACUUUAGAACCGAUAUUGCUACAGAACAUAGGCUCUGGUAUCACCCUUGAAGAUGCAUUAGAACUAGCGCUUUAUGAUUACAACAAUCAAGUUAUGAGCCUAGAUAGCACAAGUCAGUUUAUUAUCACAGCCGUUUCUGAAAGUAAUGGAACUAUCAAGGGAACCAAUACUGGUAUAUUAAACAAUGGAACAGUUAUCUUCGAUAGUAUAUAUUUUAUUGAAAAACCAGGAACUAGUUCUGUCAAAUUUAGAGUCUCCUCAAAGACAUUAAAUACUAACAAGAUAUCUGAUAUUUAUAACAGAGUAUCUCCAGAUACAGAAAUUAUUGUAAACUUCAGAGACUGAAAGCCUGGAGAGCAACAUCUUGGAGAUCAGUGAUCCUCUUGAUCGACAGGGACAUACUCCUUACAGUGGAACUCUAAAAUAUGAGACAAAUGAAUGAACAAUGCUAUUUGUAUAGGGAAACAAGAAAUCAAAGUAAGUCCAGAGUACUGGAGGAGGACAUCCAAUUCCACACAAAUUGUCCAAUGCCUAAAUAAAGAAGCGUGACAAGGAGGCUAUGUUGAGAAGUCUGAGUCUCCAACUCAGUGAAAAACAGGCUACGAAGGUCCAAUGUGAUCCAAAUGUAGUAUAAUAGGUGAUGAUAAGUAUGAGAGGAAAAAUGAAUUUGGAUGUAUAAAAUGCCCAACUCCUUUCAUUAACGCUCUUAGAAUUGCAGGCCUAUUCUUCUUGAUCUUCUGUUAUUUUAUGACUCUAGUUGUGUUAAAUAUUAGACAGACUGAAGAGAGUCAAGUAUCAGUCUUGCUGAGAAUUCUCACGAACUACAUGCAGCUAAUCACUACAUCAAUGUCGCUGACUCUGAGUUAUCCAAACUUCCUGGAUUCGAUUACUGACCCUCUGAGACGAUUGGGAGGCUCCUCUGAUACUCUCUUGUCCUUCGACUGAUUUAUUACAGAUUAUGAAAUCAAGGGUUCUUUUGAAUCGAAUGAAGUUUUCAAGUUGUUCUUAAUGAUAUUUCUGCCAGUUGCAUUAUUUGCAUUUAUAGCAGCUUUAUGGGUAGUGAUGCGACUCUUCAGCAAGAAGCUUGUUCCUAAUUUGACAAGAAAUCUAGUUAUCUCAUUCAUCAGUAUUGUUUUCCUUCUUCAUCCAAGACUCACACAAACAAGUAUCAAUACAUGGAGAUGAGUCAAUGUUGAUGCUGGAGUUGAUCUGGCACGAUUUGACAUGAACAUCGAAUGAUACUCAUCAUCGCACCUCAAAUAUUGUCUCUUGAUUGCUCUUCCAAUCCUAAUAAUCUGGGUGAUCUCAAUGCCUGCCAUUGCAUUCAUAUUGCUGUUCAAGACGAGGAAAUCAGGGAAAGAAAACAAGAUCAAGCAAUAUUUCUUGAUUCUGUACCAAGGGCUUACUCCUGAAUGUAUCUACUGGGAGUUUGUGAAUACUAUCAGGAAAGGAAUAGUGCUGACCUGUCUGCUCCUUCCAGAAACAGGAAGAAUUGCUUUAGCUUCAAUUACUUUGGUAGCCUCAGGGAGAAUUCAGAUGAGUUUGAAGCCAUACAAGAGGGACAGUAAUAAUCAAGUAGAGUUCUUAGCAAUCAUGGCUGGAGCGGUGACUAUUCUGACUGGUGCCGUCUUCUUUGAGAAGAAACCUGUUGAGCCCUUAGAUACAUUUGCCUUGCUAAUUGUUUGAUUUGUCAAUGCUGCUUUUAUACUAAACUGGACAUAUCUACUCACUCAGGAGUUUGAAGAAAAGUCCAAGUUUGCUAAGAUAAUAACAAAAAUAAUUGGAUGCAUUAUCUGCAAAAAUAUGCACUUAAAAUAUCAAUCAUCCUCUUCUUCACCACCCAAAGUAUCUCCUCCACCCAACCCAUCUCCUCCACUCCAAAUCCAAAACUCCUCCAAAUCAGAUCUCUCCAUCCCUUCUCUCCCUCGCCAAAGAACCCCUAAACGCCUCUACAAACCUUCUCACAACCGCAAGCGCAAGGCCGAAGCCAUGCUCAAAACCACCACCGCCCUCCCUCCCCUCCGCUCCAAAGAAAGCCCUCUUAAUUCCCCCAUACUGUUCCCCUCCACCAUAAUCAGACCCCUCAAAGCCCACCUCCCCUCAGCAUCCAUCGAUCACUCUGAUAACUAAAUUAUCCCAAUUCCAGUCCACCCAGACCAUAAAUUACCUAUCACAGAACCUCUCUCAGGGUACUUUACUCUACUUCUGUUAGCUUAGGCCCUUCCUCUAAUAAAUAUGGGUUAUUUGUAUUUUCCUUGUUGGGGUAAAUUAGGAUUUGGGGGUUUAAGUGUAGAGUUGUUGUCUUCGGAUGUUAGGUGGGGAAUGCAGGUGGUAGGGGGAGUGGAGGGAUGGGGGAGUGGGAGGGAUUGGAGGAGUGGGGGGUGGAGUAGGAGGAAGGAGAUGUCUGAGAAGCUGAUUGGAGGAAUAUUGAUUGAAGGAUUUAGAUGUUUUGAGUUAAAUUG